CAUAGCCAAAAGAGGAAGUUUCUUGGUGAGUUGAGUGUGACUGUAAAUCACACCGCUUCUGCCUUAAUUCACUGGGAACAGAUACUAGAGGAUGUCCAGCUCACACUCUCACACUCUCACACACACACAUACUGAUACUAGAGGAUGUCCAGCGACAUUGUGUACUCAAAUGUGAGCUUUAAUGCGAAGAAAUCCAAGUCCGCAUUUGGUGGAGAUGAUGACAGUGAUGACAUCGAUUACACUUUGAUUGACUUCACCACAUCAGGGGACCAGCGGAGAAGGCAAAAUGCUGCACACAGUGAAACCGUCACAUACUCCGCCGUCAAAACCCCUCAAUCAAUCGCCAGCAAGCAGCUAGCGAAAAGAGAGGGGGCAGAGAGCGAUGAUGGGAUCUACUCAAAGAUCAGCCACCCACACAGAGGUGGCUUCUUCAAUCAGUGUUCAGCACAGCACAAUGAGCCUCCUACACACAGUGGACACGUACCUGCAGUCUUCACCGCUCAGAGUGACCCUGUAGCCAUGACGAUGACCCCUGUGAGGGACGAUGACCCCUGUGAGGGACACCAGACAUUUCUGAGACCUACAUUUCUGCUGUUUUUGUCUCUUCUCUUUUUGAGCCUGACGGUCAUUCUGGGAGUGCUCUAUUCAUUGGAGGAAAGGGCCCAUACAGACACUAUGGGAAAAUAUGAGUCUCUUCAGUCCUCACACACUGCUGUCCAGGACCAAUUAUCCCUGAGUCGCAGGGAUCUGUCAGAGGCUCUUGGAAGUGUGAGAGACCUCAACAUCAGCUACGGGAGACUGACUGGAGAGAAAACAUCCUUGGAGAGUCAACUCAAUGGUCUCAACAGAAGCUAUAUCAGGCUCACUGAGCAGAAGAUAUUGAUCCAAAACCAAGUGAAUGGUCUCAACAACAGCUAUAUCAGACUCACUGAGCAGAAGAUAUUGAUCCAAAGCCAGAUGAAUGGUGUGAGCAGGAAUUGGACAAAUGAGAAGAGCAAAAACCACCGACUUUCAAGAGAAAAAGAAGAGAAACAGGGGGAGCUCAGAAACAUUCAGAGCCAACUUGAUCAGCAGACCUUGGACAAUAAGCAGUUAAAACAGGAGCAAAAACAUGCACAGGAGGAACUUCAAAAUACACGAAAGGGCCUUGAUGAACAGAAGACGAACAAUGUUCUUCUCUUCCACAUCAAGGAUAGUAUUGAAGCAGAGCUGAAAUCUCAAGCUACAUCUUUCAAAACCACUGAUGAUGUUCGAAACUGGACAGGAAAGCUGAGCAGUUUACUGCAAGCUUUAGAGAAUGGCUGCUCCUUUGGUUGGGACCCCUUCGGUGGAAAGUGCUACUUAUUCUCCUCGGAGAACAACACCUGGAGCCAGAGCAGUGACGCCUGCAAGGAUAAGGGAGGACAUUUGGUGAUCAUAAACACAACUGAGGAAUGGAGGUUCCUAAAGGAAAAGGCACCUGGGACGAGUGACUCCUUCUAUUGGAUCGGGCUGACCGACUCAGAGGAGGAGGGAAAAUGGCGCUGGGUGGACAACAAAGUCGUUGACCUCAGCCAAGCCCACUGGACGAGUAAGGAGCCUGAUAACUGGACAGACGAGAACCGCAUACCAGAGGGAGAGGACUGUGCCAGAACGAAUGCAAAGGAAGGAAUAUGGCAAGAUGCCUUCUGUGAUAACACAUUUAAGUUUAUCUGUGAAAUGACAGCUGUUGCAAAGUCAUAAAUCAAUCCGUAUACCUUAUUUUUGUAUUCCACGUUAGGUAUUUGUCUUCCCUUUUUCAGUGUUCAAGAAUGUUUUUGUAUAAAACAGCUAGUUAGGGAAUGUCUUUUCAAAAAUAGGUCUAUACACACGUUUGUAUUAUUCUGUCAAUAAUUGUUUACUUGCCUUAUAUGUUUUCUUGUAUUACAAUUUUAAUUUUAUUUUUUUUCAAAAUGCAAUUACACAUGUCCAUCAUCAUAGACUGCCACUGAUGCAUCCAGAGCAGGCUACAUGACCUAUGACCACAGUAAUGACAAUAGUCCUAUUCACAUGGGGGCGACAGUGGUACAGGAGGUAAAGAAGUAAUUUAGUAAUCAGAAGGUUGCUAGUUCGAUUCCCUGUCGAAGCGUCGAGGCGUUGAGCAAGACACUGAACCCCUAAUUGCUCCUGAUGUGCACUGUGCCAUCAGUGUGAAUGUAAAAUGUGUAUACAUUGUAAGUCGCACAUAUGUAAGUCGCUUUGGAUAAAAGUGUCUGCUAAAUGACUAAAUGUAAUGUAAAUAUUACACCCUGUUGGCAUAUGAGUCCCCUACUGUCAAGUGAAGCAUGUAUAUACUGAGUUCUAUAUAGCAGUCCAAAUGGGAAACAAAAUGCUUUUUUGCUUGUCUAUGACUUCACCAAAAGCUUUGGUGAUGCUUUGAUCUCUUCAAAUGCUUAUUAAAGACCAGUAUGUUUCAGUCAUGGCUCCCGUAUUGAAUCAUUACCCUCCACUAUAAGGAGACAUCCCCAAGCAAGGGAUCACUCAUG
Messenger RNA from Clupea harengus (Atlantic herring), 2504 nucleotides. RefSeq names its product CD209 antigen-like. NCBI's taxonomy places the organism in Eukaryota, Metazoa, Chordata, Actinopteri, Clupeiformes, Clupeidae. The record is from RefSeq and is a predicted model, not a curated record. The transcript is spliced from 16 exons. The coding region runs from base 145 to 1722 and encodes 525 amino acids.